Molecule: messenger RNA, 580 nt
Organism: Impatiens glandulifera
Lineage: Eukaryota; Viridiplantae; Streptophyta; Magnoliopsida; Ericales; Balsaminaceae
Exons: 3
Coding region: 10-441 (143 amino acids)
Source: RefSeq, a predicted model, not a curated record
CCUUCCCAUAUGUUCUAUAGUUUUCAUUCUAUUAAAAAUUUCAAUGAAUCAGUUGCCAUGGAAUUCAUGACAAGAUUCAUAAUGAAGUUUAUGAUUAUGAUGGAGUAUAUAGAACUAAGGGUUUGUUUGAUAAAUCCGCCAAGCUUAAUGAUUUUAUCCUCCAAACAAGAGAAGUCGAUCCAACCAUACCUGCUAAACAUGAUCUUCCUACCUGUGAUCUUUUGGGUGUUUUCUGUUAUCCCGGGAGAUGUUAUAAUUGUUGGCAGUGAUGGACUGUUUGCAAGACAGAGUGGAGAUGAUAAGAUGAGAUCAACCCUAUUCUCAACAGCUGCCCAAAAUGCUGGUUUUCGUUAUUCUGGGGGCAAGCUUGAUGACAUCACUGUCGUGGUUUCUUUUGUUAAGGAGAAUGCUCCAAGACCAUCAACAUUUGGAUACCGCUAAAGACAAUUAUUGAUCAGUGUUUCUCUGGACUCAAAUGAUCAGAAACACUCUUUGUUAUAAAAAAAAGUUUUUGUGUGUGUAUGAUUGAUUAAUGUAAUUGUAAAUCUUAAUGAAAUAAAAAAAAAGUUAAUGGUGUUUA